AUGUUUAUAUACCUGGCCAUCUUAUUGUUCAUUCUAGCAUUAUGCUGGUAUUUCCGCACACAGAUUCGGGAAGGUGCUUCAGAAUUAGCAAACAAAAUGAACCGCUUGUUGGGCUAUCAUUUGUUACCGACUAAUACUGGCUCAUUUGAAAGUGAUAUUGAAGAUGGAUUAACGAGCUCGCACUUUGAUUUACAUGCCAAUUUGGAUGAAGAAGACAGUAGAGCUGGAUUAAAGGACAAGGAGGAAAUUAUGAGAAUCAUGAGAAAGCAGAAUGUUUCGUUCGAUGAAGCUCGACUCAUUCGACAACAAAAGCUGUUGAAAAAGAAUAACAUUGACCCUGAAACUGGGUUGCCUUUGGACCCUAAAUUUGUUUCUUUCUGA
Mucor velutinosus is the source of this 381-nucleotide messenger RNA. RefSeq lists its product as uncharacterized. The transcript is spliced from 3 exons. Lineage: Eukaryota; Fungi; Mucoromycota; Mucoromycetes; Mucorales; Mucoraceae. The coding region runs from base 1 to 381 and encodes 126 amino acids. The record is from RefSeq and is a predicted model, not a curated record.